AUGGCUCUGAAAGGAGUCUUCAAGGAACGACUUCUUCAGAUCGUUUCGGUGGCUACACAGGUGGCCAUAUCUCGGCGAGUGCAGAGGUACAAGCUCGCAUUGCGCGGGCGUCAAGACGCCGAAAACAGGCGAACAAGAUCGACCUCGGACCAGUCAACGCCAAUGAUAUGGGGAUGGAGUGUAGACGCAUCGUAGAACGCGUUUUCGUUUGAAGUUGGCGUCUUGUUUGAGAGUAGAUGUGACAGAUUUGCGUAGAAUAGGGUAAGACGUUAUCAUGAACGGAGAUGAAAGGGCUUUUCCAACACGGAGAUGUAGCAUGGAUCAAAGCAUUUGUUGGAUUUCAGCUUUUACAAGCGGACAUCAACGCAGUAGUAUUUUAGCAAGCUUACGAACGCAUAUAGGAUACCAUCAGGAUUGUCAUUGGUUUUAUUUCAAGUUGAAGAGGAGAUACUUUUACGAUGUAAAUGACAGUAGAAAUGAGUCCUACAUAUUAUGUUGUUGUACUUCGUAUUGGUUUAAUAUUCAUGUAGAGUAUGAGACAUUAAGUGAAAGUUUUCUGAGGUGUCGUUCUUGUUCGAACUCUUUGAGAAGUACAUUUCAGAAAUUUCUCAACAACCGAAAUUUCUGUGCGCGUGGCGUGGAGGCGGGUCUUCCGUCAACCAGGCCACCCGAUCGAGAUAUAACUAUGCAUACUGCCGUAGAUUAGUCUUGGAUGCCCCAGUCGAAGGAUUGGAACUUGAGCAACGAAGUAACGAACUACCAAAGAAGCCUGAAAGAAUUUCACGCUGUGCAUGACGUAAAAAAAGCUGGAUGUUUUUCUAGACUCCCUAAAACUCAACUCUCUCUUCCCCAGUGGAGCGCGCGGUCAGUAUACGUACGGUCGGCCAGGUCAACGCACCACGAGGCAAUCAGAUGAUGAUGGCUGCGGUGGAUUUGCAUGAGUUGGCAGCUUUGCGACAAAUGUUCACACAUCACACAUGCACCUGAUCCGUCCGCAACACCGGCAGCUCCAAAAACUUGGUUCCAGUACCGUCCUCCAUCAACUGCACCAAAGGCGCAGCGUGGAUGUAUCCCAGCCUAACUAUCUCUCCUGUACUCGGGCGCGCCAAGAUAGGGCUCCCGCGGUGGCUCGGCUCCAUAGUUCCAGCUAAACAGGAAGGUAACAGAAUUGUGUUGUUGAACGGCGUGCGAGGUGUGUCGGUUCACUGCGAACAAAUAACCAAGAACGUUCCUGAGGUCCGAAUAUUUUCAUGGCCCUGACGUAAACUGGUAAACUAUUCGUGUAGUUCCCCACCUGGGAAUUUGCGAAUUCUUCCUUUGGGCUUGUCCGGCAAAUUUGAAGGCGGCUGUUUGUUGCAAAAUCCGUUCCGGUCGAUACUCGUCGGGUCAUGUCACGGUCCUGUGACCGAUGAGCGAGGGGUUCCUUAGACAAUCCUUCGCCCCCGCUCAUACAUAUGCAACCGCGAAACGUCCACAGCGCAGCAGUACAAAUCGGAAAAAAAUAUCGCCAGUCCUUCGCACGAUCAGCGUGCAUCACGUAUCAGAGGUUCGUGGAAUUGAGUGAAACAGUAUGUACUGCUGUAGACCAGACUACGUCAGGUAAGCUACGACUUUACAGCAGCAGUAUGUACGGGCACGUCAAAUAAAAUCCGGUCGAGGCUCAGUUUCUUAUUUCGCCACCACCCUCCUCUUCCCCUCGCUGCCUCGGGA
This is a messenger RNA of Ectocarpus sp. CCAP 1310/34, 1710 nucleotides long. Lineage: Eukaryota; Phaeophyceae; Ectocarpales; Ectocarpaceae. The record is from the annotation of a GenBank genome assembly.